AUUAGUUGAGUUGGUGUUGGCCUACCAAAUUUCUCUUAUUGGUUGACUCAAAACAGAGACUUAAGUAAUCCUCAAAAAAGAGAAUAAAAUCCCAAAAGAAGAAAGAAAUGGUAACGGACGGACGUUUUUGUUCUUAAGAAGAAAUCUAAACAAGUUAAAUUUGUCUGGGUCGAAAGUCUAAAACUGUAACAGCUUAUAAAACAAAACAAAAACUGUAAACACUUUGUGAUUCAACGAUCUUCGGGUGUGUAUGGGCUUAAAUAUUUUCUAAAUGGGCCUAAGUAUCGAUUACAAGGCCCAAAAUAUCUCAACCUCGCGCGCUCUACUUUUGUUUUUGCCGGUCUCGGCUCUCCGAUCUCGACGAAGUCUCCUCCGUUAAAUGAUUUAUAUCUAGAGUCUCCGAGAUGAAUCCGGCGAAUUUCCAGCCACCAAAUCCUCCGUACCAAUGGGCUCCGAUGUUACCUCCGGACCCGCCCCGUUGUGGUUUGUUUUGGAAUACAAAGAAUACAACCGAUCAGCUUAAACAACUCCGAAAUACGCUUAACCUCGCUAAAUCAAUGGAGAAGGAACUGGAAGCGUUGAGGAUGAUCAAAGACGCCCAAGGUUCGACGGAAAUUGUAGAGCAAGGUUCAGGAGUAGAGUGUUUGAGAUAUCUAGACGCUACGAAGAUGGAUUUGGGACAGCAGGAGAUACUUUCAGUGGAAGCUGCUAACUCCUUGAUGUCUACCUUAAGAGCACAGCUUGAGCCUUUUAAGUUUGUUGUUGAUGAGAAUACUCCAUGGGAAGAAAAAUCUGCAGUAGUAAGAUUGACUUGCAAACUGAAGAAAUCGAAAAGGAACAAACUGUGGAAGAAACAAAAGAGACGGUGUGUUGCUGAAAUGCGUGCUAAGGAGCCUGAAAGAUUUGAACAAGCUGAUCAGGAGGCCGAUGAAUGGAGGGAAAAUGAAAUGGCCAAGGACAUGGCAAAUAGAAAGGUCGACGAGAUGAAGGCAAUUGAGAAGGUCAAGGCAAGACGAGAGCGAAGGAGACUAGAACCCGAGCUUGAACUAGCUCUAAUUGUUGAGGAAAUGCAAGAGUUACGUUCCCUAAGAAUUGAAAAACUAAAGAAGCAAGGGCAUUUCCUUCCCGAAGAAGAUGACAAGUUUUUUGAAAGUGUUCGUGCUGCUGUAGAGCAAGAGGAAAACCAAGUUCAGUCCCUAACCAACACAGAAACCGUAGAGAAUGUCAUGGUCGAUGAGGAGGACACUACCAGUAACAAAAUCAGCAAAAACACAGAUAAAGAAAGCAAUACGGUUGCCACAUCUUGUGAAAAGACAAUGGAUGCUCCUGGAAAUGGUUGCGAGAAUAUAUCGAAUUUACCAGUCGAGUUCUAUCACUACUACUACGGAAGCAAUUUCGACAUGGGUAGACUUAUUGAGAUCAGAAGAGAAUGGGAUGCAUAUCUGAGUCCCGGAGGAAGCCGGAUUCCUGGACAAUGGGUCCAGCCAUCGCCACCAGCUAAUGAAAUUUGGGCGUCUUGUCUUGUUAAUAUUCCAAAGAGAGAUUAGUUAGUCACCGUUCAGAUUCUAGGAUACUGGUUUCAGCAAACACCACCAUGAUCAUGUGAUCUGGUCAUUUGUAUUUGUUUUGAAAGAGAGACAGAUGACUAAGUAAAGAAGUAAAGAGAAACAACUCAAACAAGCAUUAAUCCAAUUAUAUAAAGAAUCUGAGAUUGUGGGGACUAUAUAUCAUGUUUUUCAAGUUGACAUUAAAGUUUCAAGGAUGGAGGAAGAUGUUAGAUUUGGAUGGUUUGGAAAACUAAAGAGAAACAAGAAUAAGAAGAAGCUCGGUGCAAAGCUGUUUCUUGGAGUCCUUUGGUUUGAUUACCGCAGAAAUCACAUGAUGAGUUUUAGUACUUAAUUAUUAUGAUAUAGCAGCAAGUGAAGCUGAGGAAGAGGGAAUUGUGUUGGUCACAGACCUUUUAUACCACUCAUGUCUUGAAACACUCUCUUUCAUGUAAAAGCAUAUGAUGUUUUAGCC
Molecule: messenger RNA, 2019 nt
Organism: Capsella rubella
Lineage: Eukaryota; Viridiplantae; Streptophyta; Magnoliopsida; Brassicales; Brassicaceae
Product: U11/U12 small nuclear ribonucleoprotein 59 kDa protein
Exons: 9
Coding region: 405-1547 (380 amino acids)
Source: RefSeq, a predicted model, not a curated record